AUGACUAAAAUAUAUAAUUCUUUAAUGUUAAAAGUCAUUGAUGACGGCUUAGAAAAUAACUUCAGUUUGCAAAUGUGUCCUAGAAUGCUAAAUUAUGAAGAGUAUCCCAUAGCAAAACAUUUAGGGUUUUGCGGUCGAUUGUAUGCACAGUCCUAUAUGGGUGAAACAAUUAAUAAAUUCUACUCUUCAGAUUGGAAAAUAAGAGCUAAUAUUACAAUUCAAUUACUUAAUGCCGCUUUUGUAUUUACAUUCAAACACGAAAUGUUUAGGAUAUAUUUAACUGAUAUUUCAAUGGAUAAUAUAGCUGUAUCUAAGAGUGGAAAAGUAUCCUACAUUGAUCUCGAACAUAUUAUUUUAGUAGAUAAACAGUUUGAAAAUGUAUUUUCAGUGAGCUAUAGCAAAUGGUACAAUAACCACACAAGUGAGAUUAUAAAAUGUGAUAAUAAAGAUUGCUUUGCAUUUUCGCCUACAGAUAUAUGUUCACAUAAUUUAAGUGAUCACAAUAUUUAUAUGACUUGUGAGAUGCUUUUAAAUGAAUCUCAUAACUAUCUUCAUGGAAUUCCAAAAGAAAUUAAUGAAAGAUUUCCAAAUCUAGUCGACCUAUUACAUGACUGUGUCAAUCCUUUUAGAGCCAAUGUUACAAAAUCGAGAUUUUCUGUAAGCUUAGAAAUAAAACAUAUGUUAGAAGAAAGUAUACAAAUAUUGUCAUCUACUUAG
This is a messenger RNA of Ctenocephalides felis (cat flea), 717 nucleotides long. Its product is annotated as deleted in autism protein 1-like. Lineage: Eukaryota; Metazoa; Arthropoda; Insecta; Siphonaptera; Pulicidae. The transcript is spliced from 5 exons. The coding region runs from base 1 to 717 and encodes 238 amino acids. The record is from RefSeq and is a predicted model, not a curated record.